AUGCAAGAACCAAGCUACAACCCUGAGUGCCCUAUGGCGACGACCACCAUCGCUUACCAGUAUAGACUUGUCAAUUGCCCUGGAAAGACCAUUGUCGGCAUGCUCGUCGAAUUUCCUCCGAACGGUGCGACACCCCCUCAUCGUCACGGGGGCGCUUCCGUCUCCGCUUAUGUGAUCCACGGCUCCAUCUUGAAUAAGAUGAAUAAUGAUCCGAUGAGGACGAUCAAGACCGGCGGUUCCUGGUACGAGGCACCAGGCUGUCAUCACCGGAUUGGUGCCAAUGCGAGCCAGACCGAGCCGGCGGCGUUCUUCGUGAACUUUGUGAUUGACUCGGAGAUCUUGGAGCAGGAGGGCCCAUCGGUGCUUGUGCAAUAUGAUGCAGAAUAUAAGGAUAUUGUCGCGCGGAAGAUGCAGGCGUAA
Molecule: messenger RNA, 420 nt
Organism: Aspergillus tanneri
Lineage: Eukaryota; Fungi; Ascomycota; Eurotiomycetes; Eurotiales; Aspergillaceae
Product: cupin domain-containing protein
Exons: 2
Coding region: 1-420 (139 amino acids)
Source: RefSeq, a predicted model, not a curated record